CCCCGCGCCUCGGCGGCGCACACACAAACCACCAGCUCUGCUCCUCCGGUCAUUCGACAGGGGAGACCCCGGCGUGUGCGGACGUCGCGUCGAGAGCGCCUUCUCUCUCCCGUGCCGUGCGCGCUUGCUCGGCGAUCUCGCGCUACGUUCCUUUUCACGUUGCACGCGCGAGCUUGUGUUGUGCGCGUCUUCGGCGACUGGCUGUGCCUUGGUUUUUCCAUUCCCCUUCUCAUCGGUGUGUGAUUUCGCUUUUUUUUCCUGUAUUUUUUUUUCUUUGAACAACGCCCCAUACCUGGAUUAAUGAGAGCAACGAGACCGGACGAAGCGGACCUCCGUCCUCUGCUGCUCCCGAGUCUUCUAUGAGAGUCGCCUGGGACAACUGAAACCCUGACGGCGACCGCGAUGUACUACGCGAGCUUCUUCCCUCCGGCGGUGCGGCCGUUCGACGGCCGCGGCCCGCUGGACGGCGUGACCGCCGCUGCGGCAGCGGCUGCGCUCGCCGGCUCGGCGGGCGUCCGCGGGGAGCGCGGCGAAAUUCCGCUGGACCUGUCGCUCAAGCACGUGCGGCCCGAUGGGCCCGAGGCCGCGGCAGCCGAGGAGCUCCUGCUCCUCGAGCACCGCAAGCUGGCUGCUGCCUACGGCCGGCACCUGCUCGACCCGGCAGCCUUCCUGCGGCUACAGCACUAUCAGCAGCGAGUCGCCGCCGACGCCUUCCUGCAGCAGGCAUUCGGGAGCGCCGCAGCGGCGCAGCACCACGCCAUGGCCGCCGCCCGGCUGGGCUGCCUGGACCAACAGGUGGCCUUCCACUCCACCGCUCGGGCCGCUGCGCCUUCCACCGCCGCCUUCCUGGAGCCGGCAGCCGCGCUGGCGCUCAGCAUGCGUGGCGCGGGAGCGCCUGCCCUGGCACCGGGAGACCUGGCCCGGUCGCUGUACCCUCCUACGGCGGCUACCGCACUGCCCGCCGGCUACUCCUCCAUGUUCGCCGACAUGAUGCCCAAGCCGGACCCGUGCCGCCUGGCCGACGACGCCAAGGCUGGCUCGUACCCGCGCGCCAAUGGCGUGUCAGCCUCCGCCGCGGACAAGGCCUCCUCGUCGUCCUCCUACAUCGCGGACCCAGUGCGUUACGCGGCCGAACACAUGCACAGGCUGCAGGAGAGCCAGACGUCGGCCAAGUUCGCCUCCACUUCGGGCUCGGCGCAGACCACGAGCACUUCCUCCACCUCGUCUUCGUCGUCAUCUAGGGAGCAUAAAAAGUCGUCCUCCAACCGCCACACGACGGACACGUCCACGUCGUCCACCUCGUCCGCGUCGUCGUCGACGGCUGCGUCAAACGCCGCGGCAGCCGCCGCCGCAGCCGCGGCCCUCAACCUCCUGGGUCCGAGGCCCUCGCUGGGCGGCGGCCUCAGCUCGGCAUUCGGCGAGACGGUCAAGCGGGAAGACUACCUAAACGCCGCCGCGCACCUGCCCUUCUACCCGGGAUGGGGCCUGCCCCCGCUCAUCCCGCCACCCACCACGACGCCGCUGCUGACGACGCCGAGCCCGCAGAAGAAGAAGGACUCGUCGUCGCGCUCCUCGGACCGAUCUUCGUCCGAGUCGCGAAACAACAGCCGGAGCAGCAGCAGCCACCACGGCAAGUCUUCGUCGAGCAAGCGCUCAUCUUCGUCCUUUUCCUCCAACAACGUCGACCACCACCAGCAGCAUCACCAACACAUAAGCGACGUGGUCGUCAUCGACGAAGAGCAGCGGUCCCGGCUCACCUCCUCUCUCAGGCUCGGCUCGUCCAGCGGUGGCCGGCCCCCGCCGCCCCCUGAGCCGGAGCGCGCCAAGAUGCCCCGGCUCGAAGCGAUGCAGCCGCCGGACGAGGCCAAGACCUCGCACGCCGGCAGCAACGACGGCGGCAAGCGGCCAGCCGUCAAGAGCCCGCUGAGCCCGCCGCCGCUCAUCGCGGCGGUGCCGCCGGCGACGAGUCCCAAGACGGCCGAGCCAUCGGCCGCGCCCGGGGCUCUGCUCCUGGGCAAGCCGACCCUGCCCGCGGCUUCGACGACGAGCGCGACGGCGGCGAGCCUGCACGGCAAGCACAGCAACCACCACCACAGCAAGCUGACCACGCCGCACGACGAGAAGCCCACGCUGAACUUCUUCUUCCGGGACCACAAGGCAGCGGCAACGGCGGCGCCCUCGAGCGUCGCUUCGGUGCCGCGCACCACGGCCGCGGACGUCAUCGCGCAAGCGCAUCAGGCGCACCUGCAGUACCUGCAGCAGUUGCACAGCAGCAACGGCGGUCACGUAUUACCCCCGUCGUCGGCGCUGGCCGCCAUGGAGGCUCCCUCCGCGUUCGGCGUCACAUCGCCCGUCAAGGAGGAAAGCCCCCGCUCGGCGCAUCACCACCACCACCACCUCCCGGCGACGGCAUCCAUGACAGCUUCGACGGUGACGCCAUGCAAGGACGCCACGGCGGCGCACGCCAAGUCUUCGCCGCCGCCGCAGGACCGGGUCAAGGAGCCGAGAACAGUCGAGGCAACGACGGUGCGGAUCCAGAAGGAAAACGGCGGUGUUCGGUACUCAAUUCACCCCAAGAAGCGCAAGCUCGACUCUGACGAGCAGUCUCCGCCGGCCACUCCGCCUUCGGUGCUUGCGGCUUCGUCGGCGCCCGCCUCCUCCUGUGAAGAGAACGACGCCUUGUCUAGUCGUGCCUCGCGUAGCCCCGAGCGUAUCGUCGAGUCGGCGUCGCGCCGCCGGCCCCAGAGUCACUCGGCCGACUCCGUGCUCUCUUCGCUGAGGCCCGAGCUGCGCCAGCGCAGGAUGCAGUACCACGCGGUGCGCAGGCGCAAGCUGCGCUCGGGACUCGACAUGAUCCGCCGUCGCAAGAGGACAAGCACGACCGCCGCCGCCAAGCUGGCAGGAAGGAGCGACCGCAAGCCCUUCGGCGAGCUGAACUACAGCGCGCCGCCGGAUCUCAGCAAGAUUCCACUGAACAAGUCCACGGGCGAGACGGUCCUCCACCGCGCAGCCCGCCUUGGUCACGUGGAUCUGGCCUGGUGCUGCCUCGAGUCCCGUGAGGGCGGCUCGGUCGAAUCGUGCGACGUGAACGGACAGACCCCGCUGCACGAGGCGGCCUCCCGCGGACACCUGCGCGUCGGGCGAGCGCUGCUGCAGUGCGGAGCCGACCCCAACGCAUGCGCGCACAACGGAAGGCGGCCCCUGCAUGACGCCGUUGAGAAAGGCCACGUAGAGAUGGUGCGACUGCUGUUGUCAUAUGGCGCCGACGCCAUGCUCACGACGGGCUCCGGACUCUCACCUCUCGAGCUGGCCAGGUCGCCCAUCAUGGUUGAACUGCUCAGAGGCUUCCUCUCUGACAUGGCCGGCGAGAGUAUAGACGGAAGCCCCGUGUUGCCGUGGCACUUUCCCGGCACAGCCUCUCUCAUGGAUCCGAAGGAUACCGGCUUCGACGUCCUGGCCGGUGCGCCCGCCGAGGACUCUGGCGACGACAUGCUCUUCCAAGCGAGCGAGUCGGCGCAGAUAGCCACCUACCGGCUCGGCCCACACCUGGCCGGCACAUCGGAACAAAGCUGCAGCGAGUGCGUCCGGCUCGACGACGUCCUUCAGCGCCUGCGCAUCUCGGCCGAAGAGUUCCGGCAGCGGUUCCCGGCCGUCGAGGUGCUCGUGCUGCCCGCGCACGAACUGCGCGCCAAGACCACGACCCCGUGGCUGGACGCCGAGGCGGUGGCGAACCCGCUCGAGUCGAGCGGCGCACCGGCGGCCUCGUCGUCCUCCCCGCCUUCGCCGCCGCAGCCGGUGGCCGCCGUGCCGGCGCUCCGGUUCGACGCCACCGUGCGCAGCAUCCUCGGCCUGCACAACCCCAUCCCGCGAUGAGCGGCUGCCGACGGUGUCACACUACGUCAUCGCCCCUCCUCCGCCGCCGCGUAGUCAUUACCACCAAGAGUGUCGCCCUUUAGGACCACCGCUCGCCCUCCCGUCCACAGCUCGUCCGAAGCCGAGCGGUACGCCGGACCAGCGGGCCGUGCGCGGCCGCUGUCGCCCCCCCUGAAGUGGACGCCCGGCCCCCCCUCCUACCAGCCACCACCACUGGCGCUGGCGCCAGAUGAGACACUGCAAGAUCGCGCUACCGAGUGCGCGCGGCUCGCGAAACACGCUGUGCAGACACUGAACGAAACCGUGACGCGUUGUUGCCGCGCGCAGCGUGUGUAUGUGUCAUCCAGGGGGCGCCGCGUGUCGUUUUCGCCGCUACGGACGACGCAUCGACACGACGACCGCGAGGAAGAAAACAGAACAGUGCUGGAGUUUGCGCGUGUGGGACGUUACCAGACGUGCGCGCGGAACUUGCCACUGACUGUUGUCGCCGCCGCCGCCGCGUUUGUCGGGACGUUGUGCAAAUCGACGUGCAGCGGACGAUUUCUCGCCGUGUCGUAGCGUCCGGUGUGUUCUAUAUUACCCGGCGUUGGGAGCCCACGCUUGCGCGCAUGCGCGCGCACCCGUGCCCGACCUCCGGCGUUUACCGUGGUUUGUGCCGUAUUCCAUUUUCAGUCAUUUCUUCCCUGUACCGGUCUAAACUGGCUACCCGCGUUUAUUAUAAGUGCAUCGCUUUCCCCACAUUGUGUGCCCUUGAUGGUGCGUGCUCUAUAUAGCUCCACGCUGCGUCUAUUAUUAUGCGUCCCAGGAUGCUCCUGUAAAAAAAAUAAGGGGAGGGGGGAAAGACAGAACGAGAAAGUAAACGAGAAGGGCAUUUUAGGGACUGUUCAACGCUUGGCUUUCCCUUGGCCGUUAUUUAUAUGUUGGCGCGCUUGCUUCCCGCUAUCGUAGCGCGCGAAUCCUGGAAAGCGCUGUUAGCGCAUCUCUUACAUUUCCCUGCUGUCAGCAUCUAUCUCUCUCUACACUCGCGCCUGUUGAUGUUCCCGCACGAUGUUGCGCUAUCUCUCUGUAAGGUAAACGUGUGCCGUGAACGUUGUUGCGUAUAACUCUAGCGAGAUGUCCAAACAGCCACCGCGCGUUUACACACCUACAAGUGCCACUCACGUUAGCUCUUGUGGGCAAGGGGAGGAGUGUGUUUGCCGGAUUGCCUGUAAAACAAAACAAAAACAAAAAAACCUAAAAAACAAGAACGCCGCGUGUAUUCCUUACAUGUCUUGUUUUCCCACGAUCACCCGAUACGUCGUUGAGAGACUCUGAGUCCAACCGCGUACUCUUUCCGUCAUGAUAUCGUCUAGUUGUCUCGCAUGAACAGCAGCCCAGUCACCAGCAAUGUCAAUACAUGAGCCUGGUGUAUAUACAUAUAUUAUUUUCUGUCCGAGUUCCCUCUAUUUUAAUUUUUUUUCUGUCGUUUGGCGAAGAGCUUUCAAAGCCCGCAAGGUCCUUCAGCUGUUUCCUUCCCUUCUUUUGUAUCAUACGUUCUUUCGGGGUAAAAGGGAAUGCACAAAUGCUGCUGAUGUGCAGCUUUACAGCGAGCCCUAGUGAGCAAACACGCGCUGGUGAUCGUGAUCGUCGUUUCAAGCCGAGGCGUCAUUGGGAAGCCUAGUCGUCGCGAAAGUUGCAGCGAUGGCUUCUCUUCUAAGUCCCUGUUGUAGCGUAGCGCAGUGUGCGCUGUAUGUGCGUGUCAAUCCAUCUGAGAAAAAUAGCAAGUGCAGAGCGAUGAUGUAUCGAGGAACUAUAUAUAUUUUUUUUCUUUGUCGCCGCGAGAGGGCGAAGCAUUUCUUCGCCGUUGCGUCGUCGCAUUGUCCGUGACCCACUCCUCCGAAUAAUCUUUCGUGUCGCCUCUGUUCUUGGCUUCUGCGUAAGCUUACGUUUUCGUCUUCUUGGUUUCGUUCUCAAGCCGACGCGCCAUCUGCGUCGCAUGAGUCACGUGUUGAUGAUGCUUCACACCUGCCACAAGUGCGUGCGAAAUGUGGAAGAAUUUACGCGACCAUUUCUCUCUCUGUGCUUCGGCAAGAGUUCCUUUUCUUGACACUAUUCUUUGUGCUUAGUCAAAAUCUUGGACGCAUUGGCACUUGGUAUCUGAAUCUUUCCCCACGCGGCCUGUAUUUCUCCUCUGCUAUUAUGGGUGAUGCGCAGACGGUGUCGGGGUGUAUAGAUACAGGUUAGGCCAACACAGUGUUCAUUGGCGUAGCCUUGUCGUUAAAAAAAAGCUGCGCUAAAUCAAAUGCGCAACGACACACUUGGUUUGGAACGAACACGGUCAGUUAUGUUGAUUUCCAUUUCUUAAUUUUAUGACUUGUACUCCGGACUGCUUAGGAGGGAGUAAGAUAUGAGGGGAAAUAAGUUGCUGAUUUCUCCGGUUUGGAGUAAUUCGGGUCCGAAUGAGAAAAAAACGUUCAACAGCAAACAGUCUGCGUUUCUGUUUGCCAUUAUUAUUAUAUUUUUAAGUCCUUGUUUUCACACCCCCUUGCCUUAGGGCAUGCCUCGCGUGUUGCUUGAGUGUGCCCUUGAAUGCCGCGUGCAUCGUGCCUGUUUCGCUUUAAAACCCGCGCUAGACAGAAAAAAAUAAAAUAAUAUAGACAUCUUUGCGCAUCUGCCGGCUUCGCCGCGCGCUUUCAACGCCUUUUGGCCGCAGAUGUUCCCGCGGCUGUUCCUUGCCGUCGACAUGUAAUCUACAAAAAGGAAAGCUUUCGCGAUAUUCCGUUGUUUAGAGCGCACGGCUUUGCCCCGCGACCUUCGAAUCAUUCCUUGCUUUGUUGUCUCCGCGAGCCCUUAUUACAUGACCACUUCUAGGAGGGGUGCAAAAACAAAAGAAAGAACACGUGUACUGCUGUCAGCUUUCGCAGAGUGUCUUAAAUGUAAGAGGAAGAUUUAAAGGAAAAAAAAAAGAUUACUGGUUGCUGAAACUACCUGCACUGUUCGUUGUUUCGGACCCAUUGUCCACGUGCCUAUAGAGGAAAGUUUCUCUCGACUAUUUGACAUCUCGUUCUUUCUCAUAGCCGUGUUUCGCCGUGUGUGUUUGUGCGUGGGUGUGUCUUGGGUGUUGUCUCCGUGUGUGUACACCCGCGCCAUGAUCAGCAGUACGGGGGUGUCGGCCGUAAUGACCCGCGUAGACGAAUUGCCUGACGUUGUUGACCUCUCACUGUUGCCCCCCGUCGUAGUGAUGACGAUCACAGCACGUGCUUAGAGAAAUAUGUGUGCGCGCGCAAAACACGCUUUCCGUCGCGGCUCGACCAUUUUUUUUUUUUU
This is a messenger RNA of Dermacentor silvarum, 7179 nucleotides long. RefSeq names its product serine-rich adhesin for platelets. The record is from RefSeq and is a predicted model, not a curated record. Gene Ontology annotation, molecular function: transcription corepressor activity; protein binding. Gene Ontology annotation, biological process: negative regulation of transcription by RNA polymerase II. The transcript has 11 exons. Gene Ontology annotation, cellular component: nucleus. Bases 403 to 3873 code for a protein of 1156 amino acids. Lineage: Eukaryota; Metazoa; Arthropoda; Arachnida; Ixodida; Ixodidae.